Molecule: messenger RNA, 2845 nt
Organism: Megalobrama amblycephala (Wuchang bream)
Lineage: Eukaryota; Metazoa; Chordata; Actinopteri; Cypriniformes; Xenocyprididae
Gene: gpc6b
Product: glypican 6b
Exons: 9
Coding region: 310-1989 (559 amino acids)
Biological process (GO): cell migration; regulation of signal transduction; regulation of protein localization to membrane
Cellular component (GO): cell surface; plasma membrane; synapse
Source: RefSeq, a predicted model, not a curated record
CCUGCAAAUUGUGGAUAAGCAGUUGUUCCUUCCGUUGUACUGGAAUAAAGUAAAAAGGAGCACGUUCGGGACGUUCUGAUGACGUAUCACGCACGUUGUCCGCGGUAAAAUCGCUUUUUCUCCCAGUCACAACCGGCAAACAGUCGGGAGAAACUCUGAAGUGAAGUUCCAGCUCUGAGGAGAUCUGACUGACAGCUGCAGGUUCACGCGCAUCACUGCGCCUCUGCCACGCGCGAUGGUUUCUGCUGUUUUUACUCCCAUAUAGAGUGUCUGGAGGAUUCGGCGCGAGUUUCUUCAUUGAUCCACUCCAUGACGAGGAUCUACCGCGGAAUAAAGCAACACAUUUCACCGGAGCUCGUGAUGUUCGCCGCUCUGUGCGCGCUCUUGGUUCUGCGCGUGUCGGUCGCAGCGGAUCUGAGCGCGCUGAACUGCAGUCAGGUGAAAGACGCGUUCACUGCUCUGGGAUUCAGUCCUGACAGUGUUCCCACCGAGGAAACAUCAGGAGUGAAUCUGCGUGUUUGCGCUCCUCAGAGAUCCUGCUGUAACACAGAGAUGGAGGAGAUCUUCAGCCGCAGGAGCUCUCGUGACUUUGAGAAGCUGAUGGAGGACACCAGCGAGGAGCUGAGGAACGCUUUUGUGAGCGGACAUAAAAGGUUUGAUGACUUCUUCCUGGAGCUGCUGGAGAACACGGAGCGCUCUCUGAACGAGAUGUUCUUGCGCACUUACGGAAAGCCCUACCUGCAGAACGUCGAGGUCUUCCAGGGCCUUUUCUCCGAGCUGAAGCGAUAUUACACCGGCGGGAACGUCAAUCUGGAGGAGAUGCUGAACGACUUCUGGACGCGUCUCCUGGAGCGCAUGUUCCAGCUGCUGAACUCCCAGUAUCUCAUCACUGAAGACUAUCUGGAAUGCAUCAGCAAGUACAUGGAGCAGCUUAAGCCCUUCGGAGACGUUCCCAAGAAGCUGAAGUCUCAGGUUACACGAGCGUUCAUCGCAGCGCGCACGUUUGUCCAGGGCCUCGCGGUCGGACGGGACGUGGCCAACAGGGUGUCCGAGGUCAGCAUGAGCCCGGCGUGUGUCGGCAGCUUCACCAGGAUGCUGUACUGCUCUCAGUGUCGAGGUCUGUCCACGCUGAAGCCCUGCAGCGAAUACUGUCUGGACGUGAUGAAGGGCUGUGCGGCUGACCAGGCCGAUCUGGACCCGGAGUGGAGCAGGUACAUCGAUGCCAUGUUGCUGGUGACGGAACGACUAGAGGGACCGUUCAACAUCGAGUCUGUCAUGGAGCCCAUCGAUGUGAAGAUAUCCGAAGCCAUCAUGAACAUGCAGGAGAACAGCAUGCAGCUCUCCUAUCAGGUUUUCCAAGGUUGUGGCCAGCUGAAGCCUUCAGGAAUGAGCCGGUCCGCCCGCGGCGUCCCUGACACGUUCAGCGGCCGCUUCAGCCCCUACAGCCCUGAGGAGCUUCCCACCGCCUCGGCCGGCAGUCGACUGGACCGCCUGGUGACGGACAUGAAGGAGAAGCUGAAGCAGUUCAGGAAGUUCUGGUCGUCACUUCCUGUGUCGGUGUGUCAGGAGGAGGAUGUGGCGUCGACAGGCGGAGCGGAGGAUGAGCGAUGCUGGAACGGACGAGAGCAGGGCAGAUUCGUCCCUGAGGUCCAGACAGACGGACGGGCCACGAAUGACCCGGAUGUGUCCAGACCGGACGCUGUUAUCCGACAGCAGAUCAUGGCUCUCCGCGUGAUGAGCAACAAGCUGAAGAACGCCUACGACGGGAAUGACAUCUACUUCCAGGACUCCAAUGAGGAGAGCAGCGGCUCCGGCUCCGGCAGCGGCGUCACGGACUCGGACUCGGACUCCUUCGUGACCGACGCUCCGGUUCAGGAGCCGGAGAACAGAGAGGAAGAGUCUUCUGCGUCGCCCAGCGUCCGGCCGGACGUCCUGCUGCUGCUGCUGCUGUCCUUCAGCGCUCUGGCCGCGAGUGACCGCUGGAGAUAGUGUCGGCCCACACGCCGCUUCUGACCGGACUGAUCGGAAGAGCUUCAGAAGGUCGGGAGCGUCACACAUCUGAGAUAUGAACGAUGUCAAGGGUCUCUUGGACAGCAGAUUAAAGGGUUAAUUCACCCAAAAAUUAGAGUUCUGUCAUCAUUUCCUCACCAUCAGCGCUCAGAUUCAUGAUGACAGAACUGUAGGAUCUCAAACACUGAUCCUCAGAGACUCUGACAGCGUUUCAGUAAAUUGCUCAAUGUUUCAGAUUGUUAAUGUCAGGUGUUACUGCGAGAAUCACGCUCAGAAAACAUGAACAUCCUCCUCUGGUGAACAUCAGACGUUCUGUUCAUCGUUAUAUGUCAGAAAGAUCCAGUAGGAAUAUCCCGAAUACAUACAUGUUUCCUGCUGCCAGAGCUUUAUUUUUACACAUUUAUUCAGAAUGAGUUUAUUCUGUCAUUGGCUUGUUUCUGCCAGAGUUUUGUGUGAAUGAUUGUGAACAAUAAUGCCGAAAUGUAGAUUUGUGGGAAUAUUAGUGUAUGUUUUCUACCGAAAUGACCUGGAUGGUAAAAGUGAAUCAGUGUUUUGGGAAACCGGCUUUAUGAACGUCCAUAUUGACACAUGAGUGUGCAUCAAGUUAUGAUGAUGAUGGUGUUAUUUUUGUAAUGUUACUUCAGUUUAUUCAGAAUUAUUCUUAUUAUUAUGUACACUUGUGCUGCAAAGCUCAUUUUCUUAAUCAGAUUUUUUUCAUAUAUUGAUAUAUAAGAAUCAGGAUUAUUUGAGAUUGAGUUCAGUUUGUGUUUUUUUACAUGAUUUGACAAAUAGUUUCUUUAUUAAAAGCACAUCCACUAAAUAUAGUUAGUUUUUA